Myxocyprinus asiaticus (Chinese sucker) is the source of this 3395-nucleotide messenger RNA. Its product is annotated as ezrin-like. The coding region runs from base 217 to 1968 and encodes 583 amino acids. Gene Ontology annotation, biological process: regulation of organelle assembly; regulation of cell shape; positive regulation of protein localization to early endosome. Gene Ontology annotation, molecular function: cell adhesion molecule binding; actin binding. The record is from RefSeq and is a predicted model, not a curated record. The transcript has 14 exons. NCBI's taxonomy places the organism in Eukaryota, Metazoa, Chordata, Actinopteri, Cypriniformes, Catostomidae. Gene Ontology annotation, cellular component: apical part of cell; cytoskeleton; microvillus.
GGAUCCGCUGUCAUUCAUCUGAGCGCACAAAGGUGAGCGCACCGUCAGCCAUAUUCCCACCACCGGACCACUUGCUUAUUGCCGCGGAGGGAGGGGAGAUUUUCGGGCGAAACUGGACUCAACUGACUCACCAGCUCUGAAGGAGGCUCCGUGGAAAGGUCCGAAUUGUAUGAGAAGCUCUGGGACACUGACAAGAGAUUUACAACAGGAUUUAAAAUGCCGAAACCUCUAAAUGUUCGAGUCACUUCGAUGGACGCUGAGCUGGAGUUUGCCGUUCAGCCCAGUACAACUGGCAAGCAGCUCUUUGACCAGGUAGUGAAGACCAUAGGAUUACGUGAAGUAUGGUACUUCGGACUACAGUAUAUGGACACCAAAGGGUAUCUUACAUGGUUAAAACUUGAUAAAAAGGUCUCCUCUCAAGAUGUAAAGAAGGAGAACCCUCUCCAGUUUAAGUUCCGUGCCAAGUUCUUCCCAGAAGAUGUGUCGGAGGAGUUGAUCCAGGAGAUCACUCAGAAGCUGUUCUUCAUGCAGGUGAAGGAUGGCAUUCUCAGUGAUGACAUCUACUGUCCUCCAGAGACUGCUGUGCUUCUGGCCUCUUAUUCAGUGCAGGCCAAAUUUGGUGAUUUCAACAAGGAAGUGCACCGGCCUGGAUACCUGAGCUCUGAUCGCCUCCUGCCCCAACGGGUUCUAGACCAGCACAAGUUAUCGCGGGAUCAGUGGGAGGAGAGGAUUCAGGUGUGGCAUGAGGAACACCGUGGAAUGCUGAGAGAGGAUGCAAUGCUGGAGUAUUUGAAAAUUGCUCAGGAUCUAGAAAUGUACGGCGUGAACUAUUUCGACAUCAAGAACAAGAAGGGAACAGAGUUGUGGCUGGGUGUGGAUGCCCUGGGCUUAAAUAUCUAUGAGAAAGAUGACAAACUCACUCCGAAAAUUGGAUUUCCCUGGAGCGAAAUAAGAAACAUUUCCUUCAGUGAUAAGAAGUUUGUCAUCAAGCCUAUUGAUAAAAAAGCUCCAGAUUUUGUGUUCUAUGCUGCCCGUUUGCGCAUUAAUAAACGUAUCCUACAGCUGUGCAUGGGGAACCAUGAGCUGUACAUGCGCCGCAGGAAGCCGGACACCAUCGAGGUGCAACAGAUGAAAGCCCAGGCACGAGAGGAGAAACAACACAAACAGUUGGAGAGAGCUCAGCUGGAGAAUGAGAAGAAGAGACGAGAGACCAUAGAGAGAGAGAAAGAGCAGAUGGAGAAAGAGAAACAGGAUCUCAUGAUGAAACUCUUCCAGUUUGAGGAGAAGACCAAAAAAGCAGAGAAAGACCUGCAGGUGCAGAUGCAGAGGGCCAUGCAGUUAGAGCAUGAACGGAGACUGGCAGAGGAGGAGGCCAACAGAUUGGAGUUAGAGAGGCAGGCCGCCCUGCUCGCUAAAGAGGAACUGGCCCGACAAGCUCAGGAUCAGCUGAAGAGCCAGGAACAGCUGGCCGCAGAGCUGGCAGAACAUACUGCUCGGAUUGCACUCCUGGAAGAUGCCAGAAGACGCAAGGAGGAGGAAGCUGUGGCAUGGCAGCAGAGAGCGCAGGUAGCCCAACAUGACCUGGCGAAGACCCGUGAGGAGCUUUACACUGCAGUGUCAACAACACCUCUCCCUCCACCACCACCUGCCUACGAACACUAUAUGAAUGAGUAUGAAGAUGGGGAGGAGAGCGCCAGUAGCUACAGUGCUGACCUGCAAACUGAAGGAAUCGAUGACCACCGCUACGAAGAGCAGCGAAUCACUGAGGCAGAGAAGAACGAACGAGUGCAGAAACAGCUGCUGGCUCUGACUUCAGAGUUGGCCCAGGCUCGUGACGACACCAAGAAGACUCCGAACGACCUGCUGCAUACAGAGAACAUGCGUGCCGGCCGAGACAAAUAUAAAACUCUCCGGCAGAUCCGCCAGGGCAACACGAAGCAGAGAAUUGAUGAGUUUGAGGCCUUGUAAAAUAUUCAGAGCAGGAAAUUAGACUUUGGGAGGAAAAGAAGCAAUGAGUCUCAAAGCCCUUGUCUGUGUUUUUUUUUUUUUUUUCUCUCCCUACAUCUGAGUGGUCAAUGCAAGAGCCACAACCUGUGUACAACAUGCACACUUUACAAAUGCAACAGCUUUGAUUAGAUUGGAGAACACUAGCUCAACGCACUAAAAACGAAAUUAUUAAAAACUACUAAACAUUCACAAGGAUUCUUGUCAUUAAAUGAAAUUUACAUAUAAUGCUGUACAUCGGAUUUCACAAACACACGUCACUGACUUUUUUACAGGCUAAGCUGAAAUAAAUCUGUUUUUGCCAUGAAAAUAUGAACCUUCAUAUUUCAACACAAGUGCCAAUAAUGUAUCCCAUUUUGUUAUUUACGUGAUUGUUUGAAAUUCGGAAAUCUGACCAAAUUAUAGUUUAAACCAGUUAUCCACUCAGCGCAGGGCUUGGCAGUAUGAUCUUAAAACUUCUAUGUAUUGUCCUAUAUUAAAACUCUUUCAUUCAUGUUGAAUAUGACUUUUGCCAGAAAACUUAUUAGUGUUUAUUUAUUCUGUCUUUGGGUUAUUUAAGAAGGUUUUUGGGUAGAUGUACUUUCGUUUCUUUACUAAUGACUGUGCAGAAUCAAUUGUUUCUUGAUUCUGUACUGACACAAAUGAUUGAAUUCACUUUCUAAAAUCUUGAAUAUUUCUUUAGAUUAGUUAUUUGAAGAGAUUCAUAUGUAAGUUUUAUAUAUAUAUGGAUAUAUUAAGAUGGAUUUUAAAUCAUAGAUUUCCUACAUAAGAUAAAAACUGAUUUUUUUUUUAUACGAUUUAUUCAUGACCUUUAACUAGUUACUAAAUGUUUUGAUUGCCAUCACAUUGGGAUGAAGGAAGAUAUGUAACAGCCUUUUAUAAUCUCCAUAAGGAUCUGUAUCACUUUAAGUGCUAUGUUGUCAGCACUGAGUAGAGAACUUACCAGCACUCUUUAUGUUAAUUAGAAAUUGUCCUUAACCCUACUUGAUUUGUGCUAUUUUAUGACAACUUCAUUCUGCUGGUGGGACCAAAUCUGCUGAUGGGCCCAAAUGUAAAAUAUAUUCAACACAGACAUUUAGCAUUUUGAGUUUGACAUACAGAUAGACAAAUAUAACAAUUUAGUAAAUUGUUUCUUUCAUGAUGCCUGUAACAAUGCCAUGCUACUUACAGAAAAAUGUAAUAUUAUUUUUGGUUUUUACUUUUAUGGUUUUUGCCAUAUGGCACGUUUGUACAGAGACUGUAGGUCUUAAAUGUAUUUGUGACCUCUGGAUGAUGCUCACUAUUACUGACUUUACAUCACUGUUCAUUUAUUAAGUGUAAUUAUGCCCUAUCAAAAUCAAUUGUUUUACCCACUGUUUUUACAUUUAUACACUAAAAGGAUUUUACAUUGA